Molecule: messenger RNA, 4479 nt
Organism: Oryzias latipes (Japanese medaka)
Lineage: Eukaryota; Metazoa; Chordata; Actinopteri; Beloniformes; Adrianichthyidae
Product: GRB2-associated binding protein 1
Biological process (GO): signal transduction
Cellular component (GO): cytoplasm
Molecular function (GO): signaling adaptor activity
Source: RefSeq, a predicted model, not a curated record
UUUAGGGAAAGACAAAACCACUCUGUCAAUCACAAUUAAGGAGCCAUGGGAGUAAAAUGGUAGGAAAGCUAGACGAAACCACAGUGUUUACGCUGGAGAUUGUUUUAAUUUGCGCACCGUUGCGUUGUGGGACGUUUUCAUCUAACACAUUUGGGAAUCGCUCCACUUUUGAUUGGAACUAGGAUGGGACGUUGCAUUUAACAACAACAAAGAAAUUGGAAAAAACAACAACUUGGCGACUUGAAGCUGUUUAUCCUGUACACCUCAGCGUGUCGGGCUGUUUAAAACAAGCACUUGUGUACUUAGCAAGGCGGUGAAAUGGAGCACACUGAGAGGAUUACUUUUAUAACAAGCGAAUGAGAUACUGGCCGGUUUACCUACUAGUAAAAAUCUGUUCUGUUCAUUCUGAACACGUCCCUUGUUGUCGGCAGGCAAACGGACGACCCUGACCAACUUAAGCAGUGGAAGCUAAACACCCGCCGCCGCCGCCGUUCGGACUUCAGGAACAACAAGUAAAAAAGAGCAGCGAUGAGUGGGGGAGAGGUGGUGUGCGAAGGGUGGCUGAGAAAGUCUCCUCCUGAAAAAAAGUUGAGACGUUACGCAUGGAAGAAGCGAUGGUUUGUUCUUCGCAGUGGCCGUCUAACAGGCGACCCAGACGUCUUGGAGUAUUACAAGAAUGACCACACCAAGAAGCCUAUUCGUGUAAUAGAUCUCAACUUGUGUGAGCAGGUUGAUGCUGGGCUGACGUUUAGCAAGAAGGAUUUGGAGCACAGCUUCAUUUUCGACAUUAAGACCAUCGACCGUGUCUUUUACCUGGUGGCUGACACUGAGGAAGAAAUGAACAAGUGGGUUCGCCACAUCUGUGACAUCUGUGGUUUUAACCCCACUGACGAUGACGCAUCGAAAGCUGCUCACCAGUCCAUUACUGGGGGCCUUGUGGUUGACACGCCUCCACAUGCAGCUCUGGGUAAUGUUGGUCCAGCAGCAUCAGUCCUGUCAGGUGUGCCACCUCCAUACCAGCCAGUGAGCGUGCAACACCUGAACUCCCAGUCCAGUUCAGAUGAACCUCAGGACUACUUGUGGCUUGCUAACUGUGAGAGCAAAAAACCUGAACCCAACAGCUCAGUGGAGUGUCAGUCUCCACUGGAGGGAGACCAGGAGUAUUUGCUUUUGGAGGAGUGUGAGAGCAAGACUGUUCCUCCACAGACUUGUCUAGCCCAUGCCGAGUGCUCCAAGUCUACCUCUUCAGAGACGGACCUGAAUGACAACCUUCCCUCUCAUCGCACUCCUACUUCUGCCACUUUCUCAGCCAAGCACAUUUCACACAACGGCUUCUUCCCACAACACCCAGCUCCAGCGUCCGCCCCUUCCUUCUACGACUCGCCGCCGUCCCGCGGUGCCUCUUUCUCAGCUGACGCCGGUCUCUACAGCCUCCCACGCAGUUACUCCCAGGACACUGUUCUUCUCCCCAUAUCUGCCUCCUCUCCUCCCGCUCAUACAGACAGCGGGGACGCCUCUGAGCUUUAUGUCUUCAACACACCUUCGAGAAAACCCUCAAUAGAGACACACAUGCGCAAUAUUUCCAUCAGUUAUGACGUCCCACCCACACCUGGUGCAAACUGUCCCUACCAGGCCCCUCGCACAAUGUCACUGUCAACCGGAGCUGGAGGUUCGGAGGGUGAUGUAGUGCCUCCCCCUAGACCACCCAAGCCUUCGCUCAGCUCCUCAUCAGGGCUUCCACAACCGCCUGCUGAGCGCUCACCUACGGACACCUUUUGUAUGCCUCGUCCAGCCUCGGAGACGGAUGGAAACUACAGUGUGCCACCUAGUGCCGGGAGUAAAGCUUUACGAAGCCACACUAUUGGAGCGGAGGACUGUUCACGUCUUCGCAAAGAUUUUGGAUCCCAGGACUUCUAUGACAUUCCUAGACCAUUCCCCACAGAUAAAAGCUAUUCAUUUGACUUCAACGAAAACCUCAAAUGCUAUUUUAAAAACAAAGGAAUGAUGCCAUUAGGGAGCCAUUCUACAGAAGAAGUUGACCAGAACUAUGUCCCGAUGAGUGCCAAUUCCCCAUCGCACCAUCACUCUGGCAGUUUGCUAGAGACAGCGAAUGAAACGAACUAUGUACCAAUGACCCCAAGCACUGUGGAGUUCCCUUCCCUGGGUAAACAGGUUCCCCCACCCGCUCACAUGGGUUUCCGCUUAAGUCCAAAGACCCCCCCUCGCAGGCCAGUGCUCAGUGAGUGCCAGCCACCGCCCGUAGACCGUAAUCUAAAGCCAGACCGUAAAGGAAGUCCUAAAAUAAAAGCAAAAGGUGUCUGUUUAGAGCGAACCGACUCUCAGACCAUAGGUGAAUUCCCAGGGGGACGACGCAAGGUGAGACCUGCUCCACUGGAGAUCAAACCAUCGUCCGAUUGGGAGGAGUCCUGCACACCUGUCCGCUCACCCGUCACACGGUCAUUCACUCGAGACCAAAAUGCAGGUGAGACUUUACAGCAAGUGAACAGUUUCUCUAGGUUUCCGGUGCCGAGACCCGUGUCAGUGCAGAGUACGGCCUCCAGCACUGACUCCGAGGAAAAUGCGGAGCUAAUUAUAGGCAUGGACUCUAAUAUACCAACAGACGAACCAAUCAUGAAGCUUUCCACGCCCAUGCCUACGGAUGGUGGGAGUAGCCCUAUGUUAAAGACAAAGGGAGAUAAACAGGUGGAGUACUUGGAUCUGGAUCUAGAGUCUAGCUUGUCUACCCCACCUAGAAAGAUGAAAUCCAUGGGAACUGGCAUCACCGCGUCGGACGAGCGUGUGGAUUAUGUGGUUGUUGACCAGCAGCGCACGCAGGCCCUGAAAAGCACCAGAGAGGCAUGGAGCGAAGACCGCCAGUGCUCAGAGACGGACACCCUCUCCAAAGCGGCCAAAUGAACACGUCCCGACGACAGAGUUGCCUUUGAUCAAGCCUUGCCUUUUGAUAAAACGAUAGGCCUUUGACUCUGUUAGUUCUUCUGAGUGGUCACGGUCCACCUACGCAAGACUGUUAGUGAAUGAGAGCCAGUGGAUCACUAUAGCCACAUAUCUGACUUCAGUUUACACCGCUGUCAUGUCCUAGACGGCACUUUGUGUAUUUUUAUAGAAAGGGUGUGGGCCAGAAAUAAGCUUUAUGCAGUGUGAAAGAAGGCGGAAUUAUCUGGGAGGGAGGGGGCUGUCGCUCUUAACUUUGAUCAUUCACUGCCUCCUAUAUGAAAUGGGGGGCUUCUGUGUUGUUGGCGGGCAGAUAUAGAUCUAGCAGACAUGCAGGUUAACGGUUUCUGCUCUUUUAAAUGAAUGAGGAACAGUUCAAAGGUCACUUAUGGAGCUUGACUUUAACUGACUCACUCUGUCAUGUAUGACAUAAUUUCAGAGGCUUUACUCUUUUUUUUUCUUUUUUUUUUUUCUCCUUCAGUACAGUGUAGUUCAUGUUCAGUUGAAACAUGACCUACUGCGAAAACUUAAGCAUUAGAAAACCUGGAGGAUUAUUCCACUGAAUUUAUUAUUUUUUUCCAUUUAUUUUGUGAGUGGAAAUGCUUCGGCCUGUCUUCAUGGAAGUGCAACGACUGUACAAAAGUGUUAUGUAUAUAAACAGAAAAGUGUCCUUUAUUUGUAUGACAGCCAUCCUUUUUUGAUUGGAGGCGUCCGGAUUCUGCAGGGUAGAAUCCAGGAGCCGUGUCGAAAGGGUGUCAGGACUUUUGACUUAAUGAAUGAAUUACUGUGAGUUUAAAGAGCAUGACAGGUUUUCUAUAAGUUAAGCAAAGACAUUAAACGGAGGUUACAAAGGGGAAAUCUGGUACUCUACAGAAACGCUUAUAAUAAUAACAAUAAUGUUCACUUUCUAAUUUAUUUCAUUGAAGUAAUUUCACGUGGACUGAGUUUUAGCUCACUCUUUUAAAUUCAAAUGAUAAAAAGAUUUUAAACUCAUUAAGAGAAAUGAUAAAUUAACCUUUAUCUUUAGGUAAUUUGUCCUUACUUUGUCUGUACUCCUAUUAAGUUUAGUUGAAACCAAAUUGGUUUACAGUGAUGGUUAAAUGUCUGGUCAGCUUAUAAGAUCACUUAGACCAUUUUAACAGUCUGUCUCCAUCCAUCAUCCUGUGCUUUGCUAACCUGUCAUCCCUUCAUCCCAAGCGUGUGCUAUCGCAAGAAGAAAUCAUCGCUGUACAUAGUUUAUCUAUUGCAUCAACAUUAAUGAAACAGAUGUGCCUGUCAAGUCAGCUUUUUGGAGUUUCCUGAACAGACUGGAAAGCUGAUCAUGCUUUUACUUUUUUUUUUUUUUAUGAAUCUCAACAAAAGUGUAAAUUGGUAGACUAAAUAAAAUCCAGCUACUUAUGACCAUUUUAGUUUAUUUUGUAUUAUGACUGGAAAAAGAUGUGAAAAAAAUGCUUUAAACCAAAGUGAACACCUUGAUUUAUCUGUUCAUUGAGUGGGUUAAAGAAUAAACAAUCCAGCAUAACAGCA